AGAUAAAAAAAAAAAUAAAAAAAAUCAUAGAGAAAUAAAAUUAAUUGGAAAGAACUAGAGAAAGAUAGAGAGAAACAAAGAAAUAGAAUUAUCAAUGCAUCAACUUUUAUAAUUAUCAACAAUCAAAAACCUAUGUCAAACUAUGAUUUCCUAGACUACGCGCACGGAGAGAAUAAUUAUGGGCUUGCGCAGAUCGUUCAAUGGGGGUGGGGGUAGUUGGCUAAGGAGAAAUAAAGCCCAGAGCCCAGCCGGUGAAUGCGGCCACGGAUUGCAAAAUUUUCCUGGUCUGUUUCGUUCUCUCGGUUAAUGGUAGAAUCUACAUUCGAGUCAAUUUGCUUCUUCUUGUAGUGGAUACAUUGGAACAUCGACAGCUACUUGCGACGUUUUCCUGGAUGCUGAGGCAUGCGCCCUAAAAACUUUGGAAUUGAUGUAUUGCAGAGCGCAGAUCUGCAUUUAUUACCUGCUGUGGAUAGUGACGUUGAGUCUAAAAUUUACUUUAGAACAAGAAACUACUACCGCGAAAAAUUGGGAUUGCUCUGCAGAAUGUAUUUGUCUUUCUCCGAAACAGGUUCUUUGCAAUACAGGUGGGCUAAAAGAUAUUCCCACCCAACAGUUACCUCAAACAAUAGAGGAACUUUCCUUAACAAAGAACAAUUUUCCAAUAAUAAAAGGAGAUGCAUUUGCUGGCUUAAAACUGUUACGGAAAUUAACGAUGGAUGGUAAUAAUAUAUCGACAAUACGUCCGUUCGCAUUUCGAGGUUUAAAUAAAUUGCGCGAACUUUCUAUUCAGCAUACACCUUUACCAUUCAUCGAAAAAUUUUCAUUCGCAACUUUACAAAACGUAUCAGUAUUAUUAUUGGCAAAUAAUAAAAUACGAUAUAUCGAGGGUUAUUCAUUUGCCGGUACAUCCAACAUUCGUGUAAUACUAUUGAGCAAUAACCCAUUACUCAGAAUCCAGAGUCAUGCAUUUUCAGGUGUAACAAAUAUAGUUCGCUUAAUAUUUCCGUCAGGAAUAAGAACUAUUGAACCAGAUGCAUUCGAUGGCUUACAACAUGUUGGACUUUUAAAAUUAACUUAUAUGGACUUGUCUUCCCUGCAAUCUUACACGUUCCGUGGCUUAUCCUAUGUGCAUUCAUUGAAUAUUCAGGAAAGUGACUUGGGCAUCGUUGAGAAGGACGCCUUCACUGGACUUGCUCAUGUUGAUAGACUGAAUAUAUUAAAUAACAAAAUCGAUCUAAUCGAAAAAUUGUUUCUACGAUAUGAAAAUAGUAUAGAGAUGCUGAGAUUUCAUGGAAAUCAUGUUUUGGAGGCACCUCGUCAUGCCAAAGACAUUAAUUUAGAAGUGAGCUCUAUUAGCGCUAUCGAUAACCAUUUUCCUUGCGACUGUCAAGCUCACAAUGUAUUAGAAAGCGAUUUUGUCAAUGGAACUAUUACCGAGUUUCAGAAAAAGAAUUAUUGUAUCUCUCCAAUUGAAUACAAUGGAAAACCGAUGAACUUUGUAGAUUUUAGUCUAAUUGCCAAAUGUCAUGAUAAUGUCGUCCAAGAUAAUCUGGGUUCUGGAGUUGUUGGAAUUUUUACAUUGCCAAUCACUUUGUUCCUCAUUCUUUUGUUCUCUAUGAAUUUCUUUCAGUAAAUUAAGGUUAGCUUUAUAAGAUGCACAUCGUUGAAAUAUAGUUAAUUGGGAACAGUUUUAGCUAUUUUAUGAUUUAGAUAUAAAAUUUAAUACCAUAUUAUUAAUUUGUUAUUCUUAUAAAUUUAAAAACGAAAAAUGAAACAACAAUUAAUUUUUUAAAAUUAUUAAUCUCUUCGAUAAAAUCAUCGAUUUUAGUUCAACAAUCGUUAAACAUUAAUUAUUAAUAAAUAAUUAUAUAAUUAAAUAAUAUAAAUAAUAUAAUUAAAUAAUAUAAAAUAAUUAAUAACUGACAUAUCGAAGAGAUUAGUAAUAUUAAAUAUAUUUAAUAUAUAAUAUAACACACAUCCUAAUAAUAUUUUUUAGGGCUUGAAUGAAAAUUUUUGACACAUUUUUUUUAUUUUAAAUUAUUUUCAUAUAUAUAAUAUAAAAUAUUAACAUAAUAUAAAUAACUUAAAAUUAAAAUUUUUUCAAUUUUAUUUUAUAUAAAACAAAGUAACGACUAUAAUAAUAGCAAUUUUAAUAAAUGUUUAAUAUUGUUGAACUUCUAUCAUAUGAAAUCAUUGCCAAGAAACUUUUUCCAUUUGAUUAUUAUACUCGUACAUUUUAAACAUACUAUGAGCUUUAAUAUAUCUAGCUAGCAAAAUUGCAUUAAUUUCAAAUUUAUUCUAUAAAUUAUAGAAGCAAAUUCAGAAAUAAAUGAUUUGUUUAUUAAAUCAUUUUUAACCUAUCCCUUAAAUUAUUUUUAAUCUAAUCUGAAGAUUUAUUACAAAAGCAUCAUUAAAAAAUAUAUUUUCAACAAUUUUGAUUAUAGAUUAUUUUUUUAAAUUUAAUAUCAAUUUAAAUUUUUUACAAUUUUUGUAUCACUUACAUAUAUAUACUCAUAUAUAGGAAAUUAUUUUCUUAACUGUUUUUGAAAUAUUUGUUAAUAUUAAGAUAAUAUAUAUAGUAUGUUUAUUUCGAAUAUGUUAAUUAAGGAAAUUUUGUUAAAUAUUUUAUAUAAUGUAAUUUUUUAUUAUAUCUUUGAUUAUAUAAAAACAACCAGAAUUAAAUAAUUUAUAUCAACAAUAAUGAAAGUAUGUAAACAAUAUAAAAAUGUAAGUAAUCAAUUUAUGUAACAAUUCUUUGGCAAAAAAUUUGCAUUAUUUUGAAAGAAAUAAAUAUAAUAGUGCUAUUAUUCUUU
This is a messenger RNA of Apis cerana (Asiatic honeybee), 2813 nucleotides long. Its product is annotated as leucine-rich repeat and immunoglobulin-like domain-containing nogo receptor-interacting protein 1. Lineage: Eukaryota; Metazoa; Arthropoda; Insecta; Hymenoptera; Apidae. The record is from RefSeq and is a predicted model, not a curated record.